GUCUUUCUACAGAUUCCAAACGCCACCACUUCUAUACACCAACCAACACCCACCCCCCUUCUCUUUCUCUUUUGCUCUUUUUCUUCUUCUAUAAAUAAAUAAACUCUCUUUUAUUCAUUUCACUUGACCCUCGUUUUCUCCGCUUCAUUCACUACUAUAAGUACAUACAGAUUUCUAUCUCUAUAUAUCUUUCUAUCAUCAUGUCGUCCAUCAUGCUUCCCACCCAAACCAUGGUCAGAAGCUCACCCCAAACUGUGGCCAGAAGCUCACCACAAACCAUGGUCAGUUCUUUUCUAAGGUGUCCAUCUAACCUUCCGACGUUGAAGAGUGUCUCAAAAGCUUUUGGCUUGAAGUCCGGCUCUUCAUUCAGGACAACUUGCAUGGCUACAUACAAGGUUAAGCUCGUGGGGCCUGAUGGCGAAGAGAACGAAUUUGAUGCACCUGAUGAUUGUUACAUUCUUGACUCGGCUGAGAGUGCUGGAAUUGAGCUGCCAUAUUCUUGCAGGGCCGGUGCCUGCUCGACUUGUGCUGGAAAGGUGGCUAACGGUGCAGUGGACCAAUCAGAUGGGUCAUUUCUUGAUGAAAACCAAAUGAAGGAGGGUUACUUGCUGACUUGCAUUUCUUACCCAACUUCUGAUUGUGUCAUCCACACCCACAAAGAAGGCGAUCUUUACUGAGUUUGAUAUCUUUCAAUCAUAUCUAUCUUUGUUUAUUUUUACUUCAAACCAUUUGUCAAGUUUUGAAACUUUGUUGUCUAGAAGUAAACCUUUUUCUGUUGCGGAAAUGCUAGUUUCUCUUGGUGGCAAUAAGUAAACCAAAUAUUGUGAACUGAUUUUUAUAUCAAGAUAAAUUUUAAAUCUGCCUAAA
Molecule: messenger RNA, 867 nt
Organism: Erigeron canadensis
Lineage: Eukaryota; Viridiplantae; Streptophyta; Magnoliopsida; Asterales; Asteraceae
Product: ferredoxin, root R-B1-like
Exons: 2
Coding region: 201-677 (158 amino acids)
Biological process (GO): electron transport chain
Cellular component (GO): plastid
Molecular function (GO): electron transfer activity; 2 iron, 2 sulfur cluster binding
Source: RefSeq, a predicted model, not a curated record